AAAUACACAACUAACUCAAUUCUUCAUCAUCAAUCAAAUUGAAACUAUCUCAUACCUGAAAAUGGGAAACAAAUUGCUUUUCGUUCUUGUAGCAGUGGCUCUCGUCACGGUGCCAAAAAACGUGAGUGCUCAGAACUGUGGUUGUGCUGAAGGGUUAUGCUGCAGCCAAUACGGGUACUGUGGAACCGGUGAAGAAUACUGCGGCACAGGGUGCCAGCAGGGUCCUUGUACCUCGUCAAGUUCCCCGAGCAACAACGUUAAUGUUGCCGACAUUGUCACAGACGCGUUUUUCAACGGCAUAAUCGAUCAAGCUGAUUCUGAUUGUGUUGGCAAGAGCUUUUACACAAGAGAUGCUUUCCUCAGUGCUCUCGAUUCCUACACCGACUUUGGCAGAGUUGGUUCCGAGGAUGACUCCAAGCGCGAGAUUGCAGCUGCUUUUGCCCAUUUCACACACGAAACUGGACAUUUUUGUUACAUCGAAGAGAUUGAUGGUGCGAGCAAGGACUACUGCGACGAGGAUUCGAUUGCACAGUAUCCAUGUUCUUCGAGCAGAGGGUACCACGGUCGUGGCCCGAUCCAAUUGUCGUGGAACUUCAACUAUGGACCAGCAGGGGAGGCUAACAACUUCGAUGGAUUGGGCGCGCCGGAAACAGUGUCGAACGAUGUUGUCGUGUCUUUCAAGACAGCGUUGUGGUACUGGAUGCAACACGUGCGGCCUGUCAUAAACCAGGGGUUCGGUGCAACCAUCAGAGCCAUCAAUGGUCAACUCGAGUGUGAUGGUGCAAACCCCUCUACUGUUCAGGCUCGCGUUAAUUACUACACAGAAUACUGCAGACAAUUGGAUGUGGACACUGGUGAUAAUCUUACUUGCUAAAUUCAUACUGUGAAUAAUAAAUGAUUCGUUUUGUAUGAAUCAUUUUUAUUUGUAUUUUUUCCCUUGAUAAAGAAUUGAAGGCUUUUUGUUGCCUCAUUCUAUCUCAUUGUUAUUGUAAUCGCUCUUGUGGAGUAAAAUAAAAAUAGCAUCCAACAUGAAUUUUCUGCA
This is a messenger RNA of Vigna unguiculata (cowpea), 1042 nucleotides long. Its product is annotated as endochitinase PR4. Gene Ontology annotation, molecular function: chitinase activity; chitin binding. Gene Ontology annotation, biological process: cell wall macromolecule catabolic process; carbohydrate metabolic process; chitin catabolic process. The record is from RefSeq and is a predicted model, not a curated record. Lineage: Eukaryota; Viridiplantae; Streptophyta; Magnoliopsida; Fabales; Fabaceae.